Tachysurus vachellii is the source of this 2668-nucleotide messenger RNA. RefSeq names its product adrenoceptor alpha 2C (gene adra2c). Gene Ontology annotation, molecular function: alpha2-adrenergic receptor activity. The transcript has a single exon. Gene Ontology annotation, cellular component: membrane. NCBI's taxonomy places the organism in Eukaryota, Metazoa, Chordata, Actinopteri, Siluriformes, Bagridae. Bases 276 to 1559 code for a protein of 427 amino acids. The record is from RefSeq and is a predicted model, not a curated record. Gene Ontology annotation, biological process: regulation of vasoconstriction; platelet activation; regulation of smooth muscle contraction.
AAUAAUAAUAAUAAUAAUAAUAAUAAUAAUAAUAAUAAUAAUAAUAAUAGACCGAUUCGUGUACGGACCAAUUCUUCUAGGAAGGAAAAUGCGGAGACGGGAACGAGAUGAAAGUAAGUGGCAGAUAGAAGAGGAGGAACGCGGGGAAGCAGAGCAGAGCAGAAGGGAUGUCGGAAAUACAGCGCUGAACUGCCUUUAGGCUUGAAAAGACCUCCGCUAAGGAUUUCUAACAAAUACAACAAAUAAAGAAACAAAAAGAAUAGUUCUGCGUCAAAAUGGAUAACUUCAGUAUUUUCAGCGAGAUGGACAAUUCCGAUAUCAACCGGAAUCUCACCAGUCUCUACUCAAUGGCAACUGUUAUAGGACUCGCCGGUUUGGUAAGCUUCCUCAUUUUGUUUACUAUAGUUGGCAAUGUACUGGUUGUGAUCGCGGUUCUGACGAGCAGAGCGCUUAAGCCACCCCAGAAUCUUUUUCUGGUAUCUUUGGCCACUGCAGACAUCCUGGUGGCCACACUCAUCAUGCCUUUCUCUCUGGCAAAUGAACUAAUGGGUUACUGGUUCUUUGGGCAUAUCUGGUGUGAUAUCUAUCUGGCACUGGACGUCCUCUUCUGCACAUCCUCUAUUGUUCACCUGUGUGCUAUCAGCCUAGACAGGUACUGGUCAGUAACGCAGGCAGUGGAAUACAACCUGAAGCGCACACCACAGCGAGUGAAGGCGAUGAUCGUAGUGGUGUGGCUGAUCUCAGCUGUGAUCUCCUUCCCACCACUCAUCUCCAUGGACCGGAGCCAUGAAGGUGAAGGUGGUAUGGGUGAGCCACAGUGUCAGCUUAAUGACCACACGUGGUACAUCCUGUACUCCAGUAUUGGUUCUUUCUUUGCGCCAUGUCUCAUCAUGAUCCUUGUCUACAUUCGCAUCUAUCAGGUGGCCAAAACACGCACUCGAAACAUGUCAGAAAAGCGUCAUGAGCCGGAAGAAGCACCACGCCUUGAAAACAGUCUGAGCCGAGACGACUCAGGCAGGCAGAAUGGUCACUGUGCAUCUCCACCUCAAGUUGUUAAUAAAAAACCUCCCGAGGAAGAACCUGAUGUAGAACUGGAUGACAGCAGCUCCUCAGAUGAGAAGGCCAAGCGUCCGCGCCGGGAGUCUGCAGCAGGCCGGAGAGAACGGCGAGCCAGCCGCAAGAAUAGCUCCAGCUCCAAGCACUCAAGCCGCAAGUCCCGUGCAAGCAGCAAAUCCUUGGACCUGUUCUCCUCCCGCAGGAAGAGAAGGAGCACCAUGUCCAGGAAGAAGAUCUCACAAGCCCGCGAGAAGCGCUUCACAUUUGUGCUGGCUGUGGUCAUGGGUGUGUUCGUGGUCUGCUGGUUCCCAUUUUUUUUCAGCUACAGUCUGUACGGAAUCUGCCGGAAGCCUUGCGAGAUCCCAGAUGCUCUUUUCAAGUUCUUCUUCUGGAUUGGCUACUGCAACAGCUCCCUCAACCCUGUUAUCUACACCAUCUUUAACCAGGACUUCCGCAGAGCCUUUCAGAAAAUAUUGUGCAAGCCCUUGAAGAGAUCUUUUUAGACAAGCAUGAUGGUUGGGUGAGCUUAAUGGCACAGACACAAGUUUGACCUGACAGAAAAGCCAUGGAUGUUUACAAGAUAUAUACUUGUACUGUAUUUUGACAGCAGCACUAUUCAAACACCAACUGUCCCUCUGCAUCAAUGCCUUGACAAUCUUCCCACAACAUACGUAUUAAGGAUAAUCUGUUAUAUUGUCUCAAGCACUGAGCACUGUCAGGACAGCAGCUGUGGUCUGUCAGUUUAGACAGUAGCAAGGUCCUUCAAAAACCACCCACAUAAAAGCAGUGAUACUGUACUGUGUUUACGGAAACAGACUUAUCUUAAUUACAGCCACAGGCACUUGUGUGUUAGCAAGAGACAUAUUUAUGAUCAGUUUGCACAUAUGGCUUUCCUCUUUGGGACUAGAGGGCUAUGUAACAUGAAAGGUUAUUUCCUUUUUAAGAAGAGAGUUGUAAAAUAAAAGAGAUAAAAUGAAAAAAACUAUAGAAGUAUACAUUUUUUUUUAGCAGACAAAAUUGGACAUUGGUUAGUUUGGGAAUAGUGGAGGUUUCAGGCCCUACAGAGGGACAUUAAUGAAAGAUAGAUGAUAUGUGUGUUCACCUGCUAUUGCAAGACACCUCUGGAGGAAACUUUACCCAGUUGGGCUUUAAAAUGUUUGCCGUUAUCUUAAACCGUCUGCUAACUCAUGUGCUUUUAAUAAACACUGGAUUGCUGCUGAAGCUCUAUACGAUAAGAUGCCAUUAAUGAAAUCCAUACUGAACACAUAAUCGCAUUGUUAAAACAAAGCUGUGUAUGAUUAUAUAUAUAUAAGUAUUUAUAAGAUUACUGUUUAUGAAUUUAUGAACAACUGAUGCCAUUCUGUGCCCAUGCUUGCUGGUUAUAUCAUAUUGUACUACGGCACUGUAUAUGACAACACUGUAUGAUAUACAUUACAAAGGGCAAAGCCAUUUUUACUGAAUGUUUCUUUUCUGUAUGUCAUGAAACCUUUUGCCCUACCAGGGAGGCUUUUUUUUUUUGGCUCUGCCUUCUUGUGAUAUCUUUGAAUUGACCAUCCGGUCACCACAAGCACAUUUGAUGAACGAAAAAAAUUGAAUAAAUAAAUUAAUUCUA